CACAAACAUAUACAAAAACAUCCAUCUGUUCGAUACUCCUUAGAUACUAGACUAUAUACACAUAGCUCAAUCCAUCGGCCAUGGGUUCUUGGAAGCGCACCAUCACGUCGCCGUUCAGGAAGGCCUGCACCAUCCUCAGCCCGCAGCACACCGGCGGGAGCGGCAGCGGCAGGAGCGACGACCACGGCAGUGGCAGCGAAGGCGGCAGGAAGACGCCCCGUGCGCGCCACCAGCUCAAGCGAUCCGGAGCGGCGGCGGCGGUGGCGCGUGCCAGCGACGUGGUGGAGAGCCCGUCCACCGCGCAGCUCUACGGCGACGUCAUGGCCUGCGCCUACGAGGACGUGCAGGUCAUGUGGUCCAUGCUCGACAACAAGCAGGCCAGGGUCCUCGACGCCGCCGCAUCGUGACCUCGUCGUCCUCGCGGAUCCGUCCAGUACAUACUCUCUUGCUACGCAGAUGCAGAGCGAGUCGACCCGGGAGCCUUUUUUUCGGUUGAUUUGUCGGUCCGAUCGGAAUGAAUCCCCAGCGGUGGCAUCGCACCUUGCUUGUUAGCGGAGGUGUUUUCUUGCCAGAUUAGGAGCUUGGAGUGAUUUGAUCGAUUGCUGCAGCAGCAUUAGGAUGGAUCCUUGCUUAAGAACAUGUUUAUCUUUUCUCUCUUC
This is a messenger RNA of Lolium rigidum, 659 nucleotides long. RefSeq lists its product as uncharacterized. The transcript has a single exon. NCBI's taxonomy places the organism in Eukaryota, Viridiplantae, Streptophyta, Magnoliopsida, Poales, Poaceae. The coding region runs from base 81 to 407 and encodes 108 amino acids. The record is from RefSeq and is a predicted model, not a curated record.